Messenger RNA from Aspergillus campestris IBT 28561, 4101 nucleotides. Its product is annotated as putative vesicle-mediated transport protein (Imh1). The record is from RefSeq and is a predicted model, not a curated record. The transcript has 4 exons. Lineage: Eukaryota; Fungi; Ascomycota; Eurotiomycetes; Eurotiales; Aspergillaceae. Gene Ontology annotation, cellular component: Golgi apparatus. The coding region runs from base 1 to 3636 and encodes 1211 amino acids.
AUGCUCCUCCUGAUUCUUCCUGUCUUACACCUCCUCCCACUGCUCGAUUUAUUGCUUCACCUAGGUGGUUUUUGUCUUCCAUUUGUCUAUCUAGCGGUGGUCCUGGUGACCAGGCCUGCUACGGUCAUGUUUCAGCGUCUCCGCGAUGCAAUCGACUCUCGGAUUGCAGAGGAACAAGCUCGCCAGAAGGACGCCGUAACCCGCUCCAAUUCCACCCGCCGUGCCGACCCGAAUCGACGACCCCCCCGGGCCCGGCGCAACACUGGAACGCCGGUUCGCGGACCCGAUCCCACCGAGUUCGAGCCGGAUUUUGCGAUCGGAGAGGAUGACGAGUCCAGCACGUCGGGCACUCCGCGCCCCGGAUCCGCCGAUGUCCCCGAAAGCGCGCCGGCGGAGAACACUGGGGAGGAAAAGGCAGCCGUAGGGGAGUCGUCGUCGGCAGGGAAAGAGGCGGCGCCCGCUGCGGAGGCGAAUAAGCCCGCAGCCCCCGCGGAGCUCCCUCCUGAUGUUCGGGUGAAAUUAAGGAAGCUGACCAAGAUGGAAGCUCGAUAUCAGGAUCUUUUGAAAGCGUACCGAGCGGCCCAUUCGCGUGUCCUGUCGAUCGAACCCUUCGAAGCUGCCUUGCGCGAGAACACGCCCCUGACCUCCGUCGGAGACCCCAAAGCCUUGACGGAAUACUUGAACCAAAUCUCGUUGAAGAGUGAUAUGGUUGGGGAGGAGCUGAAGCGUGUUACGACCGAGAGGGAUGACUACAAGAAGAAGUACGAAGAAUCCGAGAAGGCGAAGAAGGCGGUGUUGGACGAAGUCGACCAACUCAAAAAGAGUCGCAAGGACGAUGAUGAUGCGAAGGGUGACCAGAAGGUUGUGGAUACCCCAGAAGCGAAGAAAACAUCGUCGGACGACACCGAUAAGGCCGCCACCCAAGCCUCCGAACCGCAGGAAGAGAGCGAGGAAUUCUUCUCCUUCGACGCCGAGGUCCCGCGAUUGGAGUCUGAACUGAAGCAGAAGCAAGAAGAGGUCGAAACGCUCCAAUCCCAGGCGGUGUCGCUGAAGCGCGACCUGUCCGUGGCACGCGAGUCGACGGAGGGCAUGGUCAUCAAUCUGGAAUCUGCGACUAGGGAGCUUGUGGACCUGCGCGAUAACAAGGAUAAGCAAGACGCGGAACUCGAGAAGCUGAAGAAGGCUAGACAGGAAGACGUGGACGACCUGAAGUCCAAGCUUGCCGCCUCCGAGAGCGCCGUCGAGAAAGCCAACACCGAAGUCGAGAGUUUGAAGGCUGAACUGACGCAGAAGUCGACCGAGAUCGAACAGCUUCGCGAGAAGGCCUCCCAGUCUCAAACUGCCGAUCAGCAGGCCGAACUUACCUCUAAGCUCGAAGAAGUGAAGAAAGAGAAAGACACAAGUGAGAAGCGCCUCGGCGUGGUCCAGGGCCUGGUUGACAGCCUCAAGUCUCAGCUCAAGGAGACGCAGGAGACCAUGUCCGGUCUCAAGGCCGAUGUCGACCAGAAGACUGAGAACAUGGGCAAGCUGCAGAAUAUCGUCGACUUCCUUGACGGUAACAUGAAGGACAACACGACCUGGAAACAGGCAAAGGACCAGGUCGCGAGUGGCAAGAAGGCCGAUUUCAAUGACCUGCGUGAGAGUCUUGCUCCUGCGCAGAAGGCCGCAGCCGCUACCAAAACCCCAGAACCCAAGGCUGCCGAGCCAGUCAGUCAGCCAGCUGCCUCUACAGCUGCUGCUGGCGGAGGUGGUAAAAAGAAAAAUAAGAAGAAGAAGAAGGGUGGCAAGGGAGGCGACGAACCCAGCAAGCCCGCAGAGGCUCCAGCGGCUCCAGCGGAGGAAGCACCAGCGACGGAGACCAAGCCGGCCGGUUCGGACUCGAGCCAGUUGCAACAGAAGAUUGAAACUCUGACGCAGCAACUGGAAGAGAAAGAACAAGCCAUUGACCGCCUCAGUUCGAAACUUAAAGGGGAAGAUGACCUCAAGGAAGAAAUCGAGUCUCUUCGCGACGACCUCCUCAACAUCGGCCAAGAACACGUGGGGUCGAAGGAUAAGAUCAAGGAGCUCACGGCCGAUAAGAAUGCUUUGGAAGAGACCAUCUCCAAGUUGGAGAAGGAGUUGACUGACUUGCGCACUAGCAGCGCUUCCAGCGCUGAUAGCGAGAAGGCGCACAGUGACCUCAGAGGCGAGUACGAGGGAUUGAAAGUGAAAUUUACCACUAUGGAAACCGAACUCUCUGCUGCCCAGCAGCUCGCCACAACCCGAUUCAAGGACCUUACGGACCUGCGGGAGACUGUUCAGAAGCUGCAGCCCGAAUUGAAGAAGCUGCGGGAUGAGUCGGCGGAACUCCAGAGUACCAAGGAGGCUCUGGUGGGCAAGACAUCGGACUUGCGAACGCUAGAGGGCAGACAGGAGGACUUGAGAACGGAGCUGAAGACCCUCAAGUCGACGAUAUCCGACCGCGACAACGAAGUGAACACGCUCAACAAAAAGAUUCGACAGGAGACCGAUAGCCGCUUGAAGGCCGAGGAGAAGCUAAGCAUCGCCCAGUCCGACCUGCGUUACUCGGAGGGCAAGAAGCAGGAUGCGACGGAGGCGAAGGAGAAGGUCGCGGCGGACCUCGCCAAGGCCCAGAGCGAGUUGAAGACUGCCCGGAAUAAGAUAAAGGAAGUGGAACAGAAAUCCACGCAACUUAGCCGGGAUCUGAGUAGUCUGCGGGAGGAUAUCCAGCUGAAGACCGCGCAACACGCCAGCGCCCAGAGCCUGAUGAACAACAUGCGGGACCAGGGGUCCGAACUGGGCAUGCAGAUGAAGGAGGCGCGGGAGCGGUGCGAGAGCCUGGAAGAGGAGCUGGCCGAUGCCCAGCGUCUUCUGAGCGAGCGGACCCGCGAGGGUGAGACCAUGCGCCGGCUGUUGAACGACAUCGAAGGCCGCACGGAUAGCAAGGUGCGCGAGUUCCGGGAGCGCAUGGAGGCGGCCAUUGAGGAGCGAGACCGGGCCGAAGACGAAGCCAGCGCGCAGGGGCGCCGUCGGGCGCGCGAGCUGGAGGAGCUCAAGGGCAAGGUCCGGGACGCCGAGAAGGCGUUGCGGGUUGCCGAGGAGGACAAGGAGGAGCUUCUACAUUCCCAGAAGGAAUGGAAGCGCCGACGGGACCAGCUGGAGGAACAGUCAGUGCACUCCACUCAAGAGCUGACAGAUACCCGCGAGGCCAUGACCCGACUGCGCGACACCCUAGACGAGAGCGAAAAGCAAGUGCGCGAUCUCGAGAAAGAAAGAUCCGAACUGCGCCGCUCGGUGGAGGAAACCAACGCGCGGUUGGAAAAGCUGCGCAAGUCCAACCGCAUGCUGACCGAAGAAUCGCGUUUCGGACGGGGCUCGCCCUCACGGAAUUCGAUGGACUCCGGGUCGCGGAGGAUGUUUUCGCCUGGGUCGAUGGAGCGCAGUCCGUCCGCUCGGGGGAGUGACACGCCGAAUGCGAGCGGGACGAUCGACUACAUGUAUCUGAAGAAUGUGCUGCUGCAGUUCUUGGAGCAGAAGGACCGGAACUAUCAGAAGCAGCUGAUUCCGGUUCUGGGGAUGUUGCUACAUUUUGACCGAACGGAUGAACAAAAGUGGAUGGCGGCAAUCUCGAAAUAAAUCAGAUGGAUAGAGUUGGUGUUUAGCUUGCAUGACGAGCAUAGAUUUUGUUUGAAACUGUAUAGGUACAUAAUAUGUUUUUUAAUCUUUUUUCUUCUUACUCUCUGUCCACGAUACAAAGCACAAGCAUAGGGCGCAGGGCGCGCCAAGAAUGGUGGGGUUUCUGGAUCUGUCAUUCAAAUUCUGGAACGCAUGUGGGGUGAUUGGAUUUUCUCCAUCGACAACAUUUUCAAAACAACAAGAUCAACAGAGGCUGCGAAGAACAAUAUACGUCUUGACCACACAUCAUGGCCGACCAACCUACCAUCCGCCUAGCCACUCCGGAGGGCAAGUCCACCUCAAACACCAUACAAAAAAGCCACCAAAAAACACUUCAGAUGAAUGGAUAAAUACGUAUAUAUACACAACUAAUCCAACCACAAACAGACGUCCCCCUCAUCCUCGGAUUCAUCCGCGAACUCGCCG